AUGGCGCUGAAAGCGAAGAAGGAAGCUCCUGCCCCUCCCAAAGCCGAAGCUAAAGCGAAGGCCUUGAAAGCCAAGAAGGCAGUGCUGAAAGGCGUCCACAGCCACAAAAAGAAGAAGAUCCGCACAUCGCCCACCUUUCGGCGGCCCAAGACCCUGCGGCUACGAAGGCAGCCUAAAAACCCCCAGAAGAGCGCGCCCAGGAGGAACAAGCUUGACCACUAUGCCAUCAUCAAAUUCCCCCUGACCACCGAGUCAGCCAUGAAGAAGAUAGAAGACAACAACACGCUUGUGUUCAUUGUGGAUGUCAAGGCUAACAAGCACCAGAUCAAACAGGCUGUGAAGAAACUCUAUGACAUCGAUGUGGCCAAAGUCAACACCCUCAUAAGGCCCGAUGGAGAGAAGAAGGCGUAUGUUCGGUUGGCUCCUGAUUAUGAUGCUCUGGAUGUUGCCAACAAAAUUGGAAUCAUCUAAACUGAGCCCAGCCGGCUAAUUCUAAAUAUACACUUUUU
Messenger RNA from Chionomys nivalis (European snow vole), 509 nucleotides. RefSeq names its product 60S ribosomal protein L23a-like. The record is from RefSeq and is a predicted model, not a curated record. Gene Ontology annotation, biological process: translation; ribosomal large subunit assembly. Gene Ontology annotation, cellular component: ribosome; cytosolic large ribosomal subunit. Lineage: Eukaryota; Metazoa; Chordata; Mammalia; Rodentia; Cricetidae. Gene Ontology annotation, molecular function: rRNA binding; structural constituent of ribosome. Bases 1 to 471 code for a protein of 156 amino acids. The transcript has a single exon.